GCAGCCGCGCGCAGGCGUGCGCAUGGCCCUCGUGUGACAGUCGCGCCCCGAUCCGCGACGCGACGCCCGGCUCGCCGGGAAUGGAGGCCUGCUGCGCGAUCAGAGCUGCCGAGGACCUUGUGGGCGACCAGAUUGUCCCUGGCGGCAGUCGCUGGGCCGCACCGCACGCGCCUGGGCUUCUCGACUCAUGGUUUCAGAUGCAGAUGCAGACAUCUGACUUCGAGUCACUGCUUUGCAAGCAGGAGGGCGCCUCGCUAGCGCCCGCCCACAUGGACCUUUUUGAUGGCGGCACUUCCUCUCGCGACGAUGCGUUCCUGCGGCCCGCUCUCUGGGAGGACAUCGCCUCCUCGAUCAGGAACAUCGAUCCCGAAAAUGCAAAUAUGCUCGCUCCCCUCGGAGCGACACAUGUCAAGCUGGAAGCGGAUGAUCCACUGCUUGAAGAAUGCGCUACGCCGCUACUCAGUCCCCUCGAGAUCAAGACGGAAAGGCUGUGCGGUCCGCCGACGUACGCACAGCCGCAGCCACCGCAGCACACGCCGCAGCCGCUGCCGCAGCCGGCCAGCUCGUUUGCCAAGUAUCCGCCGGCGCGCCUGGUCUACAUGUCUCCGCUGACGCCGCCAGGCUCCGACCAGGGCAGUCCAGGCAAUUCGAUGCAGGGCGCGGGUCGCCGGACGCCGCCGCCGCCGUACCACCCGCCGCCGCUGCUGCGGGCGCCGCACCCGCCGCCGCCGCUCCCGCACCAUCACCAACACCACCACCAGCAGCAGGCAAUGGUCCAGGUGUCGCCAAUGGGCGCGCAGCUGCCGGCGCCGGCGCAGCAGCACCACGCGCCGCACCACGCGCCGAUGCUGCACUCGCGGCUAGGCCCCGCCUCUGUCAAGUACAACCGGCGCAACAAUCCAGAAUUAGAAAAAAGAAGAGUACACCACUGCGACUUCAUGGGUUGCACGAAGGUAUAUACAAAAAGCUCUCACCUGAAAGCACAUCAGAGGAUACAUACAGGAGAGAAACCUUACACUUGCCAAUGGCCGGAAUGCGAGUGGAGGUUCGCGCGGUCGGACGAGCUAACGCGGCACUACCGCAAGCACACGGGCGCCAAGCCCUUCAAGUGCGCGGUCUGCGAGCGGUCGUUCGCCAGGUCCGACCACCUCGCGCUGCACAUGAAGCGCCACCUGCCCAAGACCUCCAAAUGACACGCGCGGAGGGGCGGGGACCAGCCUCCCGCGCCCCAAUCUACACCGGAGGAAUGCAGUGACACCAUCUUCUUGGAGUGCGACCUCGACACAAGCUUGAUGGACACGUUCUAUGGCGCGCUGUGAUGCGCCGAGUGCGCGCACGCGAACAACCAGGAACUCAAACACGACGGCCCUGCGGAAACUUGGAAAAUCAACAAAUCCACUAAAAACGUAUGCUGCUGUAUCGAUACCUUAAAGUAAAAAAUUUACUCCACAUUCCUUUAACUUUACAGUAAUCAUUCGGUAUAUAAUUGUUGUUUAGCAAGAAAUAAUUAAAUGCAAUUACGAGUACAAUAAAAAUGUACGUGUCGUAUAGUUUAACAAAACCGUUGUUCAUAAUUAUGUUUUAUAAAGCUGUGCCUAUUUUUCAAACAUUAUUUAAAGAUCGAAUAUUGUAUUGGUAGCUAAAUUUAGUUAUGUUUUUUUUCGAUUGGGGUUUAUAAAUAAUUUAUAUUAAGUGUCGAUCUUGAACGAAAUCGGAAUAGUAAAUAAUGCUUUAAUGUUUCUUUUAUUACGUAUUAAAUAAUGUGAAAAUUGCAUGCUCAAUAAAAUUGAGAAUGCCUAAAUACCUAUACAAUUACCAAUGACUGACUAAUUUUAUUGAGCAGUGUUUAAAAAGUAACAUUAAACCUUGUUGAACGA
Molecule: messenger RNA, 1877 nt
Organism: Leguminivora glycinivorella
Lineage: Eukaryota; Metazoa; Arthropoda; Insecta; Lepidoptera; Tortricidae
Product: dendritic arbor reduction protein 1-like
Exons: 8
Coding region: 81-1193 (370 amino acids)
Biological process (GO): regulation of transcription by RNA polymerase II
Molecular function (GO): DNA-binding transcription factor activity, RNA polymerase II-specific; RNA polymerase II cis-regulatory region sequence-specific DNA binding
Source: RefSeq, a predicted model, not a curated record